UGGGCUGGGCUUGAAUGUGGGCACAGAGUUGGGAGAAUGUAGCAGCCUUAGGCCCAGGAGUGUGUGACUUAAGAUGGACCCCAUGUUAUCUUACUGCUCCCUCCCUCUCCCCAGGGGCUGACUGGCUCUGGGCUGCAGCUUCUUCCUUGAACCCAAAUCGAAUAAGGGGAAUGAGCAGGACUCUAGGUUUUGGUGGGCGCGAAGUGUUUCCUCCAUGCUGAGGUCUUGAUCUUGUUUGUGGGGCAGCAGACGUUCUGGAGAACCAUCUAAGAUGAUAACCCAGCAGCGGGACUUGGGAAAUGAAAUAAAUGGCGAUGGGGAGGUGGCGACUGAAACUGUAUCCCAGCAUCUUCAGGGGAGGAUAGAGACUGCUGGAGGAAGAAAGGUCAACAUAUUAAAAUUCCUGGUACAACACAUGUCGUCUGAAAAAGUAACUGUCACAGUUCGUCUGGUUCGAUCCUUUGAACAUCGCAAUUUCAAACCUGUGGUCUACCAUGAUGUUAAUGUAAAUCAGUCUGUAAAGGAAUUCCUUAACUUUCUCCAGAAUGACAUAUUGUCAAAACCUGGACUUCCACCACCAUUUAAGAAACACACCUAUGAUGCAUUAAAGAUUAUUCAUCAAGCACACGGAGCAAAGACAAAUGAUCUUGUAGUGAGCUUGGAUAAUGAUGAUCAACUUAUGUUAAAGGAGGCAAACACACUGAAAGAAGCAGGUGUGGCCCAUGAAACAGAAAUGGCUUGUUUUAAGAGAGAAGAUUAUGAAAUGUUCAGAAAGAACCCUGUAGUAAUCUGGUGAUGAAAGUAAUAUAUGUUAAGUUUCUUAAAUAAUUUUAAUGAGCUCAAGUACCUUUCUGCAGAAUGUUGAAAGGAAAUAUGUUCGACAUAACAGAGAAGCUCAUCUAAAAUGAACUUUCAGUAUUUUUUUCCUGUUAAAAUGUUGACAGUAAAGAUAUACAUUUUAAUUUGACUGGCCUAAUAGUCUCUUUCAUGAUCUUUUUGCCACAAAGUGCUGAGCAGUAACUCUGUACUUUCCCUGCAAUGAAAGGGAGAAAAUUGGAAGCCUAAUCGCCUGCUUGGGAUUUGCUGCAGAGCAAUUUUGAAAGAGGCCUCAGAGCAGGUAGUCUUCAUACUUUCCAUUGAGGAACAGGUUGGAUGGAAAUGUAGAUAGUUGAAAUCAGCAACUACACUUUUUAUAUAUCAAUAUCAAAUUGUGAACAUUGUUUCAAAUAAAUGGAUAUAAAUUAA
Carcharodon carcharias (great white shark) is the source of this 1245-nucleotide messenger RNA. RefSeq names its product chromosome 12 C2orf76 homolog (gene c12h2orf76). The coding region runs from base 272 to 796 and encodes 174 amino acids. The transcript has 6 exons. The record is from RefSeq and is a predicted model, not a curated record. NCBI's taxonomy places the organism in Eukaryota, Metazoa, Chordata, Chondrichthyes, Lamniformes, Lamnidae.